GUCCAUAGCAUGUGGGAACUUAUUAUCAAAGAGGCCUAUAUACAAGGGCAACACGAUGCGCAAUAUGAGGCCAUAGCCAGGGCCAUCUCCGCCAUAAUAUUCCUUUCUACGCCUCACCGGGGCACCAAUCUCGCGCAAACACUCAAUCGCAUCCUGCAGUCGACAUUGGGCAUUACUAGUGCCAAGGAUUACAUAUCAGAAUUAGGCAAAGGCUCUUUUACUCUGCAAAUAUUGAGCGAGCAGUUUCGUCGCAUUGCCCCCUCGUUAGACAUAGUUUCCUUUUACGAGACCGUUCUCACCCCGAUCGGUUUCAAGAACGCCAAGUUUAUGAUCCUAGAGAAAGAAUCUUCUGUCCUAGAGUACCCAGGAGAAAUCUCAAAGCUCCUGACUAACGUAGAUCAUCACGGGGUAUGCAAAUAUCAAAGUCCGAACGACCCAAACUCUGUGACCGUCAGGAACUUCCUCAAGUCACUUUUCAGCAAGAUACUCGCCAGCCAGGCCGACGGAGCCCUGAAGCACAGGAAGUUGCAGAUAGGAAGGGGCGCACACAUUCGACAGACCUACGGGCGAUCUUGGGCAUUACGGAGCUGCCAAACACAGACUAUGCCUUCUUCCGAGAUCAAUGGGUCCAGGGAACUGGCCAGUGGCUCGGCAGGCAAGUCUGUCCUCGCCUCGGCGGUCAUCGACAAUCUUGUCGCAGAUGUCACCGACGGCUACUGCCCUUAUUUCUUCAUCCACUUCGCGGGCCGUAAGAAGCGUACGCUCAACCUGGUGCUCAGAUCGCUAGCUUACCAGGUGUGUCUGAGCGUGCCUGUAUUUCAUCAAGAGGUUUUGGACUUUGCAGAUGAUGCUAUCGGGUUUGACAGAGCUGACUCACGGAACAUUUGGGACUGCACCAAGUUUGCGCUUUCCAGCAUUGAUAUGAUCAGCAAUUCCAUCUUCUGGAUCAUCGAUGGUAUCGACGAGGCCGAGAAGCCACGCACGUUACUGAAAUACCUCGCUGACCUGCAUCUGUUCCACUUGCCAAUCCGAGUCUUGCUGGUUGGUCGGCGCACCAACGAGCUGGACGCCGAGUUUCAAAGGCUACCUGCCGCGGUGCAGACGACCCACCCAUAUCGAGAUGGAUGGGCGAGUCGAACAUCUUGCCGCAUACAUGCAGAGGCGGUAUUAGAGGAGUUGCCUGGCGGUAUGAAGGCUUUGUACGACCGCAUGGCAGCGUCCAUCUCGACCAAGUCUCCCCCGGAAAGAGAGUUUGCAACCAAGCUUCUGCAAUUUGCCGCAUGCUCUGUCCGCUCGCUCAAGGUCAUCGAGCUGUCUCGAGCACUGAGCACCUAGCCGUCCUACCGCGGCCAUCCGCUUUCAGCCUGGGAGGCGGAUGGCCCUACCCACAUCGGCCAUCUGCGGAGGAAAGACGUCCGUUAUCGAGGUGAGGUACUUGAAGC
Messenger RNA from Pyricularia oryzae 70-15, 1442 nucleotides. RefSeq lists its product as uncharacterized. The coding region runs from base 10 to 1335 and encodes 441 amino acids. The transcript has 5 exons. The record is from RefSeq and is a predicted model, not a curated record. NCBI's taxonomy places the organism in Eukaryota, Fungi, Ascomycota, Sordariomycetes, Magnaporthales, Pyriculariaceae.